AUGACUGAGUGGGAAACUAUUCUAAACAAAUCUUCACAUACUUCACCAGUCAAGAUCAGAUCACCCAAGAAUCACUCUGCUGAACGUGUUGAUCAAUACUUAAAAGCUGUAUCACUACAAACAGCACGACAAGAGAACCCCACUCAAAAAAAACCAGUGAAAUCAUGGAUCUUUAAGAGUAUCGUAUGUGCACUUUUUGUCAUUAGCAUUUUUUCAUGGCAACAGCAGGAAACUAUGCUCCAAUAUAUUCAAUCACCUUAUACCCUUUAUCAACAUGCAUCAAACUUUCCUUGGGUCAUAAAGACAAAGCAGGAAUGGGACAAUCAGUAUCAAGCACGCAUAGCGCCUUGUGUUGAAAAGUUAGAAGCAAUCAAUCACUGGAUCGAGACCACAAGUGUCAAGACAGUAGUGGAAAAAAGCACUGACUAUAUUUAUCAAGCCAUGUAUACAUCAGACAACCGAUUGCGCAUAUUAUCUCAAUAUCAACAACAUGUUUUACCACUAUGGACGUGGAUCAAAGAAGCAGUUAUGGAGCUGAUACAGCAAUGGCAUGCUCAACUCAAUGAAUAUGUGCGCAUUGGACAGAGAACAGAUAGCAAAGAUGCACCUAUUAUCCAAGACUUUAUGAUAGAAGAUGCAUUCAAGAAAACAGCAAGACGAAUCUUGGACUAUAUUGAUCAAAAGAACCAAGAAAACAAAAAAAUGGGUAUGCAGCAAGAAGAAGCUAAAGAAAAAGCACGCGACAUUAUCAACAGCAUUACACAAUUAACAACAACAAAAAAGAAAAGACAGGCACUUCGUCCCAAGCUUGAUGAGCGAGUUCGAUUGGACAAGCAACUCGAUUUGAUUCAGUCAAAGUUAGAGACACUGGAUUUAGAACAAGACACAGACUUCCUUAAGAGUGCAUUGAAAGCAGAAAUCGAUCAAUUACGAGCCACAGCUGAAGACAAUGUUCGAAAAUGUACUAGACUUGCUUUCAAAAACUUGGAGCAAAUUGAGCAAACUAAUCCUAUUGUGAUUGAUCAUAUUAAACACGAUAUUCAAGCAGCUCAGCGUGUUGCCUUGAAAGAUCUAAGACAAGUCUAUAGCAAGUUAUAUAAGACGACACAAGAUAUUGAUCAAUUGUUUAACUAG
Gilbertella persicaria is the source of this 1134-nucleotide messenger RNA. RefSeq lists its product as uncharacterized. Bases 1 to 1134 code for a protein of 377 amino acids. Lineage: Eukaryota; Fungi; Mucoromycota; Mucoromycetes; Mucorales; Choanephoraceae. The transcript has 4 exons. The record is from RefSeq and is a predicted model, not a curated record.